AUGGUAUACUACUUCAAAUCAGAAGGUGUCUCAGAAGACGUCAAUUUCCCAGUCAGUCUUUUCAUGGGAAAACAUAAGGAAGAAAAUGAAGAUCUUAUAAAAUGGGGUCUGCCCACUGAUUUCCACGUAGAUAAUCUCUCAUCAGCUCACGUCUACCUACGAUUACCCGAAGAAUGGACCUGGGACAAUAUUCCUCAAGAAAUCCUUAUCGACUGUGCCCAACUCACCAAAGCAAACUCCAUCCAAGGAAACAAACAGGAUAACAUCACUGUAAUCUACACUCCCUGGUCCAAUCUCCAUAAAACAAAUGGUAUGGUUACUGGUCAGGUCGGCUUUAAAAAGGCAAACCUCGUCAAAAAAGUACACAUCCCAGUUAGAGUCAACGCCAUUGUCAACCGUCUUAAUAAAACUAAAGUCGAGUCAUUCCCUGACCUUCAAAAGGAACGCUUAGAAUAUGACAAGGAGCAAAAGCGCCUUGAAAUUGAAAACAGACAAAAACGUGCAAAGGAAGAAAAGCGAGUUGAACGCGAGAGAAAACAGCUUAAAUACCAAAAAGACCAUGCUUAUGACGACCUCUUUUCCGAAGAAAGUAUCCGCCAUAGUAAUAACCAAGAUAACGAAAAUGCAGAGGACGACUUUUGGUAA
Magnusiomyces paraingens is the source of this 645-nucleotide messenger RNA. RefSeq lists its product as uncharacterized. The coding region runs from base 1 to 645 and encodes 214 amino acids. NCBI's taxonomy places the organism in Eukaryota, Fungi, Ascomycota, Dipodascomycetes, Dipodascales, Dipodascaceae. The record is from RefSeq and is a predicted model, not a curated record. The transcript is spliced from 3 exons.